Messenger RNA from Yamadazyma jaroonii, 2520 nucleotides. NCBI's taxonomy places the organism in Eukaryota, Fungi, Ascomycota, Pichiomycetes, Serinales, Debaryomycetaceae. The record is from the annotation of a GenBank genome assembly.
AUGGAUGAAACUACAGAUAUUCCCAUUGAUGCUGUUUUUGGUGAUAGAGCUAAGAAGUUUCAAGAAUUCUUAGACAAUAUUGGAACAAGUCCAUCACCUAAUGAAUUGAAGUCCAUGUUAAACAAGGGACAAUAUAGAAUUCCCAUCUCAUUAGAUGAAAUUAGAGAGUUUGAUAGAGAUUUAUGGAGAGGUCUUUUAGAUAAUCCUUCAGAAUUCUUACCAGCUUGUGAAAGAGGGUUAAGAGAAACAAUUUUAUUCACUCAUGAUGAUUCAUUAAUGUCAUUAGACAGAAAUCAACAAUUUUAUUUGAGUUUCAAAGGUUCAUUCGGUGAUAAUUCAGUUACUCCAAGAUCUAUCACUUCAAGUCAUUUAUCUAAAAUGAUAUCCAUCGAAGGGAUUGUUACCAGAGCUUCUUUGAUUAGACCAAAGAUCAUUAGAUCUGUUCAUUAUGCUGAAAAGACUAGUAGAUUUUAUGCCAGAGAAUAUCGUGAUCAAACCACUUCCUUUGAUCCAAUUUCAACCGCUGCAAUUUAUCCUACUGAAGAUUUGGAUGGUAAUAAAUUAACUACUGAAUAUGGGUUUUCAACUUAUAGAGACCAUCAAAAAAUUUCCGUUCAAGAAAUGCCAGAAUUGGCACCUGCUGGUCAAUUACCCAGAUCUGUUGAUGUAAUCUUAGACGACGAUUUAGUUGAUUUGGUCAAACCGGGUGAUAGAGUCCAAUUGGUGGGUGUUUAUAGAGCUUUAGGAGGUGGUAACAAUAACAACACUAGUUUUAGAACUGUUAUAUUAGCUAAUUCCAUUUAUCCUUUACAUGCUAGAUCUACUGGGGUUGCAGCUUUAGAGAAAUUAACUGAUCAAGAUAUCAGAAACAUUAACAAAUUAUCAAAGAAUCCAGAUAUCUUUAAAGUUUUAUCUAAUUCAUUAGCUCCUUCUAUUUAUGGGUUUGAUUUUAUCAAGAAAGCUGUUUUAUUGAUGUUAAUGGGAGGUGUUGAAAAGAAUUUAGAUAACGGAACACAUUUGAGAGGUGAUAUCAAUAUUUUAAUGGUGGGUGAUCCAUCUACUGCUAAAUCUCAAGUAUUAAGAUUUGUUUUAAAUACUGCAUCAUUAGCCAUCGCUACUACAGGUAGAGGUUCAUCAGGGGUAGGUUUAACUGCUGCUGUUACCACUGAUAAAGAAACCGGAGAAAGAAGAUUAGAGGCUGGGGCUAUGGUUUUAGGUGAUAGAGGUAUUGUUUGUAUCGAUGAAUUCGAUAAAAUGAAUGAUGCUGAUAGAGUUGCCAUUCACGAAGUUAUGGAACAACAAACCGUUACCAUUGCAAAAGCAGGUAUUCAUACCACUUUGAAUGCUCGUUGUUCGGUCAUUGCAGCUGCCAAUCCAGUUUUCGGUCAAUAUGAUAUUCACAAAGAUCCUCAUAAAAAUAUAGCAUUACCUGAUUCAUUAUUAUCACGUUUCGAUUUAUUAUUCGUGGUAACUGAUGAUAUUAAUGAUACUAAGGAUAGAAUUAUCAGUGAACAUGUCUUGAGAAUGCACAGAUUUAUUCCUCCAGGAUUAAUGGAAGGUGAACCAAUUAGAGAAAAACUGAAUAUUUCCUUUGCCAUUGGUGAUGAUCAAACUAAUGAACAAGAACAAUUAGAUCAACCAAUUUUUGAAAAAUUCAACCAUUUCUUACAUGCUGGAAUGAAUAAAGAUAAAGAUGCUACUGAUAUUUUAUCAAUUCCUUUCAUUAAGAAAUAUAUUCAAUAUGCUAAACAGAGAUUUAAACCUGUUUUAACUAAGGAUGCCAGUGAUUAUAUUGUCAAGAUUUAUUCAGGUUUAAGAAAUGAUUUAGUUGCUAGUAAUCAAAAGAAUACUGCCCCAAUCACAGCCAGAACUUUGGAAACUUUAAUUCGUUUAUCUACAGCUCAUGCUAAAGUAAGAUUAUCCAGAACCAUUGAAGUUGCUGAUGCUAAAAUUGCUGAAAUGAUGUUAAGAUAUGCCUUAUUCAAGGAAGUCCCUUCCAAAUCCACUAAAAGAGCAAGAUCAAGUCCUGCUUUAUAUGAUGAAGAAGAUGAAGAGGAAGAAGAACUUGAGACUCCUGAUGGAAGUGAUGAUGAAGUUAUUAACACUCCAUUGAGACGUUCAACAAGAGCCAGGGCUCCAAGAAGUACAGGUAUGGAAGAAGAUCUUGAUAAUUUGAAUUUACAAGGUGAAGAUCUAGAUGAAGAAAUUGAACCAGAAUAUGAAUCUGAAGAUGAACAAAUUCAAAAUCCAUUGUCUGAAACUGGUGCCAACACCGGCAGAGAUGAUGGAUUAUCAAACUCAAGAUAUGAAUUAUUUAAAUCUAUCAUGCUUAGAAUAAUAAGAUCAGAAAUUUUCCAAAAUUCCACCAAUUCUGCACCAACAGAACAAGUUCUCGAAUUGAUCAACAGUGAUAUUUCUCAAGAAGAAAGAUUUGAAAAUGAAGAAAUGAAUAUUGCCAUCAAGAGAAUGCUGGAAGAAAAUUUGAUUAUGACAAGUGAUGAUAAAAUUUGGGCUAUUUAG